CAGAUAACCAAAAUCUAUCAUCAGAGUCGGACAGCAGCAGAAGAAAUAGGACAGACAACUUUCCUUUAAGCAUUUGACACAAAGAUGGAAUAUACGACUGGCUCGGAUUAUGACUACAGCGAAUACACAGAAGCUGUACCAUGCACCAGGGACAAUGACAACAAACUGGGAGCGCUGCUGUCCAUCCUUUACUACUUCAUGUUUGCCUUCAGUGUCAUUUGCAACGGGAUAGUCCUCAUCAUCAUCUGUCGGUUUGAUCAGCUGACCACUGUGACCAACAUCUUGCUGCUGAACCUUGUGAUGUCCUCCCUGAUCUUCAUGAUCAGCCUUCCUUUCAUGGCAGUCUACAUGCAGCUCUCUAACUGGAUCUUUGGCGAAGUUAUGUGCAAGAUUGUUAGUACUGUCUACUAUCUGGGUUUUUACAGCUCUGUACUCUUUCUAGCCCUUCUGACCUUUGAUCGGUACCUUGCAAUUCUGUACCCGUUGAAUGACUCACAAGUGAGAAAUCGAAAGUAUGCAGGAAUCUCCUGCACUGUUGUGUGGCUAGUCAGUGGGUUAGCAUGUAUCAGACCAAUGAUUAUCUAUAGUAGUUUCUUUUCUAGUCUUGAUAACAAAACUUUUUGUGAGGAGUACCCUCGAAACCUUACCUAUGUCGAUAUGGACAAGCUGAGAAAAUCUGGGUUUUACCUUCAGCUGAGUGUUUUCUUGAUUUUCCCACUGAUUGUUAUUUUCUACUGCUACAGUAGGAUUGCAAUCACUGUUAUGUCAUCCAGGAUUGCAAGCAAAUUCAAGACAGUCAGGCUCAUCUUCAUCAUUGUGCUGUUGUUUUUCAUGUGCUGGACUCCUUUCAACGUUGUACACUUGAUGAACAUUAACAAUGAAGUUAAGAGUGAGUGUGAGGACAAACAGAAACUGGGUUAUGCACUUCAAAUUACUCGCACCAUUGCCUACUUUUACUUUUGUAUCAGUCCUGUAUUCUAUACUUUUGUUGGGAAGAAAUUCCAGAACCACUUCAGGCAUCUGCUGGUGAAACACUUCCCAAAGUUAAAGAGGCAUAUGUCUGUUAGUCAAAACAGCAGAAGCUACGUGAACACAAAAACGACACCAAAUGAUUAUAGGGAUAUUUAGCGAACCAGCUUACGGCCAUACCACCCUGAGCACUCGUCUGAUUUCGCAAGCUAAGCAGGGUUGGGCUUGGUUAGUGCUUGGAUGGGAGACUGCCUGGGAAUAACAGGUCAGCCCGGGCACCACGGCACGGUGGUUAGCACUGUUGCCGCACGGCAAGAAGAUCCUGAGUUCAGUUCCACCAGGAUCCUUCCGUGUGGAGUUUGCAUGUUCUCCCCAGGUACUCCCGCUUCCACCACAGUCC
Pundamilia nyererei is the source of this 1369-nucleotide messenger RNA. Its product is annotated as C-C chemokine receptor type 3-like. Gene Ontology annotation, cellular component: membrane; external side of plasma membrane. Gene Ontology annotation, molecular function: C-C chemokine receptor activity; C-C chemokine binding. The record is from RefSeq and is a predicted model, not a curated record. Gene Ontology annotation, biological process: cell chemotaxis; positive regulation of cytosolic calcium ion concentration; immune response. Bases 85 to 1128 code for a protein of 347 amino acids. Lineage: Eukaryota; Metazoa; Chordata; Actinopteri; Cichliformes; Cichlidae. The transcript has 3 exons.